CCUUUCCCGAUAAGUCCCGUGAUUCGCCCCAAUGCCCAUUUCAUUUCUCUUUUAUCCCUAAACCUUAGGGCUUUGAUUCUCUCCCUCUCUCCCUUCUCUCUCUAAAUUUUAAACAAGUUUUCAAAGAAAAUUCACCUGAAUUCUUGGCUUUACAGCUCCAUUAAAAUUUUUCAUUCUUGUUUUGGUUUGUUGUGGUUGGGGUUUUGAAUUAAAGCGGAGGACAUGGUAGAAGUGAAUCACUGAGAGAGUCUCGUCGGAGUUCGCAAAAUACUAAGAUAAGCCGGAAUUUCGGGAGCUGAUCCGGACAAGGUUUGAGUUGAUGGGAGGGGAGAAAUCACAGAUCGAACAGUUAAGGAUUUGACUUUUGUCACGACGAGAUCAAGCCAUGCCACUUUCUUCACCCCACCCACCCAUCCACCCCAAGCUAAUUAAAUCUGAAAGCUUCAGAUCAAAGGAGGCCUGCAAUUUCUGAAAGAAGCUGAUGAGGAUGAUGAGGAGGAAGAGCUUGUAAUAAAAGAGUUUUCAGAGAGAGCUUUUGAAAGCAGUGCCGCCAGGAAAGAGAAAAAAGCUUUUGGCUUUCUUUCUUUGUUUUCUCGUCUUCUCUCCUCUCUAGUGUUCUGACAUUUCAACGGGUCCUGAACGUGAUAAUAUCAAUCCAAUCAAUCAAUCCCCCACAACACACAAAACGUAUACGUAUGGGGGUUUGUAUGUAUAUGUAUACAUUACACCACAAACCAAAGUACUACUGCGUAAUCAUCAUCAAUGCAAAGGACACCCAAAACCCACCUCUAUAAUACCCCCUCUCUCUCUCUCUCUCUCUCUCUCUGUAGCUGAGCCCUAAUUUCGAUUCUUGAAACCCAGUGCACGAAGUCUGAUUAAAGAGAGAGGUUUUGGGAAAGGUAUGAAAGUGGUAUGGAGAUGGAGGAGAUUGAAGCUCAUCAGGGGUGUAGUAAGUUCCAAAGAAUCGGAAAUGGGAAUGGGAAUGGGGCGAAGAUAGCCCACAACGGAGAUGACCCGUACCCGGACGAAGAAGACGACGGGGAGCUCAAGAGGGGCGGCGGCGGGGCCGCCGCCAGAGGAUUGAAUAUUAGCAGUAGCCAUGGCGUGGGGGUUGGGAGCCUCUGCGGGUGGCCUUCGUCCUCUCGGAUUGUGCGGGUUUCCCGGGCUUCCGGCGGGAAAGAUAGGCACAGUAAAGUACUGACAUCAAAAGGGCUGAGAGACCGACGGGUCCGCCUCUCGGUCAACACGGCUAUACAGUUCUACGAUUUGCAGGACCGUCUCGGGUACGAUCAGCCCAGCAAGGCGGUGGAGUGGCUGUUGAAGGCCGCGGCUCCCUCUAUAGCCGACCUGCCUUCUUUGAACGCUCCCUUCGCCGAGCUGAGCGACGAGCGGAGGUCGAGCGCAGGCCUGCAAGAGCAAGAGCAGGGCGACAUUGAAAUGGAAGGGGAUCACAAUAUGCUGCUCUUAUCCAAGUCUUGUAGUAGCACCUCCGAGACCAGCAAGGGGUCGGGCGGAGGCGGGGGCGCGGGUGCCGGCCUCUCGCUCUCCCGGUCCGAGGGUCGGAUCAAGGCCCGGGAGCGUGCCCGCGAGAGGACCGCCGAAAAGGAGAAAGAGAAGGAAAAGGAGAAUACUAAUGACACCUCGUCCCACCACCACCACCACGAGCACCACGGUGUCUCCGCCCGGCCCCACUCCCACCCCAACCACCACAAUUUAAACCCAAUUUCUUCCUCGUCCUUCACCGAGUUAUUGACCGGAACUACCAGUCCUAGUAAUGUUGCUGCUCAAAGAGACACAAACACAAAUUUCUUUGCUAAAUCUCCGACCCCCAUGGAUUAUUUCACUAGCGGCCUGCUAUCCCGCCCAAUGGAUCAUCACCACCACUCUUCAUCCUCGGCCUUUCCUGGGAACAUUAUUCAUAUGACGAAUCCUAAUAAUCCUCUACCUUCUUCGGUGUCUUCCCCGUUGUUCAAUAUGGGUGGAGGGGAGCUUCAGCACUUCUCCUUUGUUUCAGACCAUUUACCCGCCCCUGCCGGAAAUAAUGGCAAUCCCCAACAACAAAGCACUAACAAUGAGUACAACCUAAGCUUCAGCAUUUCGCCGUCUUCUUCAUCUUCCGGCCUUCCUGCCGGUUUCAAUAGGGGGACCCUUCAGUCCAAUUCUUCUUCCCCGUCUCUCCUGCCUCAUUUCCAGAGGUUUCCUCCCUUAGACGGAUCGUCACCGGGUUUCUUCACCUUCUCGGCCGCCGCCCCUAAUGCCGACAACCACCAUCAGCACCACCAAUUUCUGCCCCGAUUCGACGCCCGUUUGCAGCUCUACUACGGGGACGCCCACCCCGCCGCUCGCCCCUCCGACCACAAGGGAAAAGGAAAGAAUUGAUUUCCGUUCACUGUCACUUCAUCUCAACCCUCCAUCUUCAGACCUGGCAGCAGGUAAGUGAAGAUGGAAGUGUGAAGGGCGGCGCUUAUUGUAAUGGUUUGUGAGAUGGCAUUUUAUGAUCCAUUACAAAGUGAAAAUAUUGUGAGGCACCCAAAAAUAUAGAUGUUGUACACUCCAGGCAGGCAGGCAUAUGCAUUUUGCUAGUUGCUUUUAUGGCUGGCUGUUUGGGUGGUGCCCAGUGCCCAGUGCCCAGUUUGUUAUUUUUGCUGAGAGAUCAGAUGAUAUGUUAGUUUGUUGAUUGAAACAUUAUCCCUUCCCAUCCCCUCCCAGAUUUCGAUCUCUGAUCUGUGUUAGUUUCGAUUUAAGUGUGCAUAACCGCCAUCAAUUGAUCAUAUCAUAUGCUACAUGUUCUUUCAGCAUAA
Molecule: messenger RNA, 2801 nt
Organism: Ipomoea triloba (trilobed morning glory)
Lineage: Eukaryota; Viridiplantae; Streptophyta; Magnoliopsida; Solanales; Convolvulaceae
Product: transcription factor TCP2-like
Exons: 5
Coding region: 913-2379 (488 amino acids)
Biological process (GO): regulation of secondary shoot formation
Cellular component (GO): nucleus
Molecular function (GO): sequence-specific DNA binding; DNA-binding transcription factor activity
Source: RefSeq, a predicted model, not a curated record